AUGCAUAGCCGGGGGCCUUCCUUAACUUUAAUCACGAUGUCAGUUACGCAAGAGCAACUUCGAGCUAUCAUCUUCUAUGAAUGGCUUGGCGGCAUUGGAGCAACGGCAACAACCCUCAAAAUCAAUAGCAGAUCGGAUAAGGGCACCGCUACCAUCAGAACUAUCAAGCGCUGGUUCGCUCGCUUCGCAAGCGGAAACACCGAUUUCGAAGACAAGCCCCGGUCGGAACCCCCUCCCACUUUGUUGAAGACUCCGCCAUUCUCGACGCUGUCAAAGAGGAUCCGGAGAUACUCGCAGUCUUGCGACAAGAAUCGGGCGUAG
Necator americanus (New World hookworm) is the source of this 321-nucleotide messenger RNA. RefSeq lists its product as uncharacterized. NCBI's taxonomy places the organism in Eukaryota, Metazoa, Nematoda, Chromadorea, Rhabditida, Ancylostomatidae. The coding region runs from base 1 to 321 and encodes 106 amino acids. The transcript has a single exon. The record is from RefSeq and is a predicted model, not a curated record.